Messenger RNA from Ceraceosorus bombacis, 459 nucleotides. The record is from the annotation of a GenBank genome assembly. NCBI's taxonomy places the organism in Eukaryota, Fungi, Basidiomycota, Exobasidiomycetes, Ceraceosorales, Ceraceosoraceae.
AUGAGUGCUCUGGUGCCGCAGGGCUGUAGGCGCGCCGUCGCGACAUCGCCAUUCCCAGCAGACUUUAUAAAGAGUGUACCUGCCCCGAAAUUACCUCCCCUUCCUAUUACCUCCAAGCUCUCUUCCUUUCCUACGCCUCCAAAUACACCUUCUUUCGAGCACCUCCAAGUCCUCCCUCUGUACGCAUCCCCUCACAAUUACGAACCUCAGCUACAUCCUUCUCCAGCAACGCAACCUCCUAAAAAGAUCCCUUCUCGCCAAAAGGUCUUGUUGGCCCGUCCCAUCAUGGACACUGAGGACCCAACACAUGAGCCGACUCACCCCGGUGAAGAAGGCCAUGACGCGUAUCUGGACGAAGAGGAAGACCUGCUUCGAGAAGAGGAGCCCUUGCAAGAAACGAUCUUGCAGUCUUCCCUCUGUACACAACAGCUAUCAGUCGCAGAGAGAUCGAUGUAUUGA